This is a messenger RNA of Spodoptera littoralis (African cotton leafworm), 2046 nucleotides long. Lineage: Eukaryota; Metazoa; Arthropoda; Insecta; Lepidoptera; Noctuidae. The record is from the annotation of a GenBank genome assembly.
AUGUCUGAUCAUAAAACUAUAGAAGAAAGGACGGUGCAGGCAGAAAGGGAAGCACAGGCUAUCGAAGAAGAAUUAGACAAGAUAACUCGAGGAGAUCUUAGUUACAUCGGUGACCCGCGGCUAGAGAAGCUAUCCACUGAGAAUGAGAAGCUAAAACAUCGCUUAGUUAUUUUAGAAAAUGCGAUCAAAGCUGAAUGUUCCGGGUCUAAGACAACAGCUGUUAAAAAGGAGCCGAAGAAGCGCCCAAACUUAAUCACUGACGUCAACUCUGUUGAAGGCAACAUAUGUUUAGUGGAUGAGUUAAAAAACAUAUUCGAAGUGGCCAUUACGUCUGCCUAUCCUGACCUGGAGGACCCCCCUGUUGUUAUUACUUUGUCUGGUAACAAUCCUAAAUUCGGCGACUACCAAUGCAAUUCAGCUAUGGCAAUCUCACAACUAUUAAAAGCUAAGAAUGUUAAGACUAACCCUCGAGAAGUGGCCAAUAACAUCUUGAACAAAACCCCAACCUCACCAUUCAUUGAGCGAAUAGAAGUGGCUGGUGCUGGCUUCUUAAACAUCUACAUCAACAAAAUGAUGGCUGAACACAUCUUAAACUGUAUCCUAAGGUUUGGAGUAAAACCUCCUCCAGUAAAAAGGGAAAAGAUUGUUGUUGACUUCUCAUCUCCCAACAUCGCUAAAGAGAUGCAUGUUGGGCACUUAAGGUCUACUAUCAUUGGAGAAAGCAUUUGUCGCAUACUUGAGUUCUUGGGUCAUGAUGUUUUGAGGAUCAAUCAUUUAGGAGACUGGGGAACACAGUUUGGAAUGUUGAUAGCUCAUCUCCAAGAUAAAUUCCCUGACUACAAGACUCAUUCCCCGCCAAUCUCAGAUCUGCAAGCUUUCUAUAAAGAAUCUAAGAAAAGGUUUGAUGAAGAUGAAGAAUUCAAGAAGCGAGCUUAUGCAUGUGUGGUGCAGUUACAGUCACACCAGCCUGACUACAUCUCUGCAUGGAAACUAAUAUGUGAUGUGUCCCUACAAGAGUUCCAGAAAAUUUAUGACCGGCUAGACAUCAGUAUCAUUAAUCGAGGAGAGUCUUUUUAUCAAGACAGGAUGGAUGUUGUAGUAAAGCAGUUAAAAGAUGCUGGGUACUUAGAAGAAGACGAAGGCAGGCUAAUCAUGUGGGGAAGCUCUGAUAAACAUGAAGGUAUACCACUAACAAUUGUAAAAUCUGGUGGAGGCUACACCUAUGAUACAUCUGACAUGGCCACCAUAAAGCAAAGGGUAGAGGAAGAAAAAGGGGAUAGGUUUAUUUACGUCACUGAUGCUGGCCAAGCCACACAUUUUGUUAUUAUAGAAGCUUGCGCCCGCAGGGCUGGCAUCUUGAAAAAUAACCAAAAGAUAGAACAUGUUGGUUUUGGUGUAGUGUUAGGAGAGGAUAAGAAAAAAUUCAAAACAAGGUCUGGUGACACUAUAAAGCUUAUUGAGUUACUUGAUGAAGGUUUGAAAAGGUCCAUGGACAAACUGGUUGAGAAAGGACGAGACAAAGUCUUGUCACCUGAAGAACUGAAGCAGGCUCAGGAAGCUAUUGCUUAUGGAUGUAUUAAAUAUGCUGAUCUCUCACACAAUAGGAUUAAUGAUUACAUAUUCUCUUUUGAUAAGAUGUUGGAUGACAAAGGUAACACCGCUGUCUACCUCUUGUAUGCCUUGACUCGAAUCCGGUCAAUAGCAAGGACUGCACAGAUCUCACAGGAACAAUUGAAGGCUGAGAUUGAAAAGUCUGGCUUCAAGUUUGGUCAUGAAGCUGAAUGGAAACUGGGAAAAGUAUUACUAAGGUUCCCAGAAAUUAUAUUGAAAGUAUCCAGUGAUCUGUACCUGCACAGCCUGUGUGAAUACUUGUAUGAAAUAUCUUCAGCGUUCACUGAAUUUUACGACAAGUGCUAUUGUGUCGAGAAGGAUAAAGAAGGAAAGAUAGUCAAGAUAAUCUACGAAAGGUUGAUGUUGUGUGAAAUCACUGCCAGAGUCAAGAAAUGCUUAGACAUCCUAGGAAUCAAAACAGUAUCCAAAAUGUAA